Paramecium sonneborni is the source of this 1953-nucleotide messenger RNA. Lineage: Eukaryota; Ciliophora; Oligohymenophorea; Peniculida; Parameciidae. The record is from the annotation of a GenBank genome assembly.
AUGUUUUAAUCAUAUUAAUAUAAAUUAGUGAUCUUUUGCAUAACUAAUGAAGAUAUAUCUGAGUUAUAUCUUCAUUUUAAUAGAUUGAAUGGGAUUGCUGCUGUUUAGAUAUUUAGUAGUUUAAUGAAAUCUAAUCUAAAAGUUUUAGAUUUAUCAUAAAAUUCUCUGGGAAUAGGAUAUGAUUGGUCAUAAAGUUUUAAUAAGAUGGUAUCAGCAAAUAAAGAACUGAUUCAUUUUGAUUUAUCUUUCAAUAAAAUAGAUUACUUUAUAACUUGUUAAAUAGCUGAGGGAUUAAAGAAAAACAAAAGUAUAAUUGGAUUUCAUUUCACUGGUAAUAGUGGAUAUGUAGAUACUAAAGGUUUUUUAGUUCCUAUUGAAAAAGGCAUAGUAGAAUAAACAUAACAUUAAAUUGCAUAAAGGAUUUAAGGGUGUUAAUAUAUUAAAUAAAAGAGAUUACGAUCUUAUAGAGAUGCUAAAAUAAGAGAUUGUUGUUGGAUUUGUGAAGGUUGGAGACAAAUAGAAUUUGAAUGGAAUCCAAAAACAUCUGGACCUGCUAAUGAUCCAAUGUUCAUACACUUAUCUUAUUUGAAUUAUGAUGAUUUAUAUUUAGGUAAGGUUGAAUCAGGAUUAAAAGUUUAAAGAAUGGUACCUCCAGGAAUGUGUUAUUACUUUUUUACAAAUGAUAGUAUGUAAUGUGUGGCAAAAGAUUAAAUGCAUAAAAGAUGGCCAUUGCCAUUAAAUAAAGUAAAAGUAUAAGAUAAAGAAAUUGAUGUAAAACUUUAACAAUUAAAUUAAAUGAAUGUUGUAGGAACAUAAAUAAUUGAUAAAUAUUAUAUGCCUAUAAUAAAUGUAUAACCAAGAUAGGAAGAUUUACUUUAUGUACCUGAGAGAAUUGAUAAUCGUAUUUUAUGGACAUUUCCUAUAUCAUUAUUUAGAGAUUGGAAAUAAGAUAAUGAGGAAUUAAUAGAGAAAUGUUUUAUUAAUGAUUGGAAUUAGAGUAGAAUAACAAAAUUAAUUAAAGAUGAAGAUGAUAGAAAUGCUUGUUAUAAUUUUUUAUUAGGAAAUUAUUAAUAAAUAAAAGAUUCAUAUAAGUAAUAUAGAUUUAUAAAAUUUAGGCAUUAUGCAUGUUUAUCACCAAUUGGAGAUAUUUGGGCUAUAUCAUCAUUAAUAAAUCUACAAUUAUUAAGUAUAGUAAGAAUGACAGAAACAAGUGAGAAAGGGAGUAUUAAAUAAUAAGAUAUGGAAUUAAAAUACUUAGCUACAAUAUCAGGAACAGAGAAAGGAAAUUAUAGAAAACCUGAAAGAGGAAUGAUUAGAUUUUAAUUCUUAGAAAUGUUUGUAAGAAUAGCAGAAGAUAAAUAUAUUAAAAAUGGAAUAGCAAAAUCAUUUGAGGAAGCUCUGAAAUGGAUUUGGGAAGAUCAUUUAAAACAAGAAUUUAUAAAAUAUAAUACACAAAUCUUUCGAGAUACUAGAUAUUGGAAUGAAUAAUGUGAUCUUUGUAUGAAACACUAUAAAACAAUUCUAGAUAGUAUUUUUAUUCGAUAUAGUGUUAAAAAGGUAAAACCUGGUCAAAAACCUUUUAUGAGUUUGUAAGAACUUUAAGAAAUGUGUUCUCAUAUUGGUUUAAAUUAAAUUGAAACAUUUGGACCCAAUACACCACUUUUUGCUUUUAAUAAAUCUAUGAUGACAUAAAUUGAUGAAAUUAACUCAGAUAGAAUAUUUUAAAUGACUUUUGUUGAGUUUUUAGAAGCAUUUGCAAGAAUAGCUGAAGAUUUAGAUAAUAGACCUAUUGGAUUACAUUUAAAAAUUGAAUAAUUGAUUUGGAAAUGUUAUGUUUUAUUUGCUGAUCUUUAUGCUUUACCUACUUAGAGUUAUUUUUAAGAUGAAUGGGAUAUAAUUAAUAAUUAAUCCUUGAAGUAAAUUAUAGAUGAUGAUAUAGAUGAUUUUAAUUGA